This is a messenger RNA of Malaclemys terrapin pileata, 4943 nucleotides long. RefSeq names its product neuronal growth regulator 1 (gene NEGR1). The transcript has 8 exons. Gene Ontology annotation, cellular component: neuron projection. The coding region runs from base 183 to 1289 and encodes 368 amino acids. The record is from RefSeq and is a predicted model, not a curated record. Lineage: Eukaryota; Metazoa; Chordata; Testudines; Emydidae.
UCGCUAGAUGGUGUGUGAGCCACCCGAGACUAGACGCGUUCCGGACUCGGCCAAAAGAAACCAGGCGAGGCAGAACUCUGCCAGUGCCUUGGCUGCCUGGCUGGAGGGAAGACCCGUCACGAGUACCAGGGGCUGGGGACUGAGAGGAGCUGGAAGCUGAGAGAGAGCAGCCCCGAGCAGGGAUGGACAUGAUGCUGUUGGUGCAAGGUGCUUGUUGCUCAAACCAGUGGCUGGCUGCUGUGCUCCUCAGCCUGUGCUGCUUGUUGCCCUCCUGCCUCCCAGCUGGGCAGAGUAUGGACUUCCCUGGGGCAGCUGUGGACAACCUGGUGGUCAGAAAAGGGGACACGGCUGUGCUUAGGUGUUAUUUGGAAGAUGGAGCUUCAAAAGGUGCCUGGCUGAACCGGUCAAGUAUUAUUUUUGCAGGAGGUGAUAAAUGGUCAGUAGAUCCUCGAGUUUCAAUUGCAACAGCAAAUAAAAGGGAAUACAGCCUACAGAUACAGGAUGUAGAUGUGACAGAUGACGGUCCAUACACUUGUUCUGUGCAGACCCAACACACUCCGAGAACAAUGCAGGUGCACUUAACUGUACAAGUUUCUCCGAAGAUAUCUCGUAUUUCAACUGACAUUGUUGUGAAUGAAGGAAGCAAUGUUACACUUACUUGCUUGGCCACUGGGAAACCAGAGCCUUCCAUUUCUUGGAGACACAUCUCUCCAUCAGCAAAACCAUUUGAAAAUGGACAAUAUCUGGACAUCUAUGGAAUUACAAGAGACCAGGCUGGGGAAUAUGAAUGCAGUGCAGAAAAUGAUGCCUCAGUCCCAGACGUGAAAAAAGUAAAAGUCACAGUAAACUUCGCCCCCACAAUUCAGGAACUUAAAUCCAGUGGUGUGAUGCUAGGAGGUAAUGGAUUGAUAAGAUGUGAAAGUGCAGGAGUUCCUGCUCCAGUCUUUGAGUGGUACAAAGGAGAGAGAAAACUGAUCAAUGGUAAACAUGGAAUUACUAUUAAAAACUAUAGUACAAGAUCACUUCUCACUGUCACCAAUGUAACAGAGGAGCAUUUCGGCAACUACACAUGUGUCGCUGCCAACAAGCUGGGGGUGACCAAUGCCAGCCUGCCUCUCAACCAAAUUAUUGAGCCUACUACCUCUAGUCCUGUCUCAAGCCCAGCUCCAAGUACAGCCCAGUAUGGGAUUACCGGUGGUGCUGAAGUUCUGUUCUCCUGCUGGUACCUUGUGUUGACACUAUCCUCUUUCACCAGCAUAUUCUACCUGAAGAACAUCAUUCUACAAUAAAUAUAAAGAACCAUGAAAGGCUUUUAAGGAUUCUCUGAAAGUGCUGAUGACUGGAGCCAAUCUGGUAGAGUUUGUUAAAAGCAGCGUGGGAUAUAAUCAGCAGUGCUUACAUGGGGAUGAUCGCCUUCUGUAGAAUUGCUCAUUAUGUAAAUACUUUAAUUCUACUCCUUUUUUUGAUUAGCUGCAUUACCUUGUGAAGCAGUACACAUUGUCCUUUUUUAAGACGUGAAAGCUCUGAAAUUACUUUUAGAGGAUAUUAAUUGUGAUUUCAUGUUUGUAAUCUACAAGUUUUCAAAAGCAUUCAGUCAUGGUCUGCUGGGUUGCAGACUGUAGUUUACAAAAAAAAAAAAUAUUGCAGUGAAAAUGUGAUUCUUUAAGGCUGCAAUACAAGUAUUCAGUUCCCUCUUUAAAUAUGAUUCUAUCCACAUUUAUUCAGAAGUCUUUUUAUUUUAAAAAAUCAAAUAAUAUUGCCUUCAAAACAUCUCUUCAAAAUAUAACACAUAUCUAGAUUUUCUUCUAGCAUGAUAUUCAGGUUUCAAGAAUGAGCCUUGUAAUAUGACUGCAUAAAGCGGUUCUGCUUCCCCACCCCGCCCUGUAAAUUCAGCAUGGGUGUGCCUUCAUAAAAUACUACUUUUCUCUUCCUCUCCAACAAUUCUGAAAUGUGUACUGGUAAAUGACAACAUGUAAAUUCAAGCGUACCUAAUCUCCAGUUGAGGACAAAGAUGCUAUUGGCUAAAAAGAAUACCUUCUCUUCCACCUCCAGUGGGGUAAUGGAACUGCUCCAAACUCUGCCCACAACAAUUAGACUACAUGGUAUUUUUUUAACCAGUCAAUCAAAAAUAGCACAGGUAUAUUUCCCUUAUUUUUUCCCUCUAGUGUAGUUAAUUUGUAGAUUUUGUUUGUGAAACAAGUUUUCCCAGUAUAAAAUACAGCACAACUCUCUUAAGAGACUUCUUGUGAAUGUAGCACUUUUUUUCUCUUUCAUUGCUCUAAGUCAGAACUCUUAAAAGGCUGUAUAUGUGAGAUGGUGACAGUCCCUUUUUUAUUAUUGGCCAGUACUACAUGAAUUGAUAUUCUUGCACUGGAGUUGUACUGAUCAGCUAACAUAGCAAUGAUACUUUCAUUGCAAAUGUUUUUAAAUCUCAGAUAGCUGAGAACAUAGGAAGCAUUGAACAUACAUUUAAUAUAGAUAUAUUUAAAAACAAGUGGCUCCAAUAACUAUAUUUUGGUGCACUUUACAAAUGGCGUCACAUUGCAUCUUAAUUGCCAGAAUUUCAUUAAUGCACUGCUAAGAUGUAUUAAUAUCUUACCGUAACAAUUAAUUUCACCUUUCAUAAAUGACUCUUGAAGUCCCCACAUAUUGCAUUGAGUUCAAGAGAAGUUUUGUCUGAGUAACGGAUUGGAUCCUAAAAUAGCAUAUUUUAUUUCUAUGGAUAUAAUAGAGUUGUUGGGUUUUUUUUUAAACAGCCUCUAAUUUUGCUCCCAAAUUAUUGUACAGUCAUGCUGUAAAUUAAUUGUGAGCACUAAGUUGCACUUGCAAAACUGGAGGCUGAAGCAAGGUCCCUUUAAAAAUUUGACUCAUUAUGAAAGUUGACCAUAUAUGGUCCAGGCCAUCACCCGUUGUAGUCAGUACAUAGAUACCCACCCACUUCAAUGGAAUUAGAUUGGGCCCAUAUAGAAAGAGCCACUGGUGAUAAGAAUUUCUAAUUAAAACAUUAAUUACAAUAUAAAAUUAUCCAGUCACUUGUUCAAUAUAUAAAACCACAGUAAAUAAUAACAAGACUGCUGCCGUGUGAAAGUUGGAGUUAUUUAUAUCAAAAGAAGAUUGUCACUGAACACCAUAUUGCUAAUUUGGCUACAUUUUUAGUAUCACUGCCACAGAAAUUUCACUCAGACACACUCCUACUCAGUCAUUUUUUGCUACUGUGUUAAGCUCCGUAACUAGCUAGCUGGGUACUGUACAUAUUCAGCACUUUCAAGUUCAUUUUGCAAAUAUCCUAUUUUUUAAAACUCAAAUUAUGAAUUUCUUUAGUACCUUGAUCAACUGCCCUAUUACUAAUAUAUAAACAAAAUAUGCAGCAAAUAUGUUGUAAUUACUAAAUGACACUUAGAUAAGGAGCAUAAAAACAAUACACUGACUCCGUAACAGGGCAAUAAAAUGUAUUGAAUCACGCUGUUUGUGUUCAGUAACAGAUUAGAAUAUUUCUAUUAUUCUCUUAAACUUGUGUGUUAAGCAGGUUCUAUUUUCAUAAAUAUGGCAUUUUUUUAAAACCUUGAAUAACAUGAUGACAUUUUAUUAGCUGAGGAAGCAGUGUAUAAAACAGUACGAACCAUCUUGUACACUAUCCUGACAUUCUGAUCACUCUUGUAUUGCAGCUUUAAAGUGCUAAGCUCUAGAAUCCAUUCAAUAGAAAAAAUGGUGCUGCAGAAAGUAUUACAUGUGAGUACAGUUUUACAAAGAAAGAAACAGAUCAAGGAGAUGUAUAACUCAGAUGCCUCUUCUCACAUGAAUUAGGAAUUGUUUCUAUACUGUAGCUGGACCAAAUUCUAUAUUUAGGCUAAUUGUUUUUUUUUUUUUUUCAUGAUUACUGACACAUGGAAUGUGAGGAUUCUGGCAGCAGAAUAGAUUAUGGAAACAUUUUUAUUAAAUAUGAAAAAAUUAAGUAUUUACUUUUUUGCAUCAUGAGAAUAUUCUUGCCAAUAAAGCCACUGGAAAACAUAGGCCAAAUUUUCAACUUAGCCUCUGAAUUUGCACUUGCAAUUUUUGUGAGACAGUUUGUAGCAUGCAAAAAUCCACAUUUGUGGGCGCAACAUUUGCUUCUGCAAACUAGGUACCUAAACAUCUAUCGGCUCUGCAUGUUCGAAAGUGAUAGUUUGUGUGUGCAAAUUUAAGAGACCAAUCCUGUGCAUAAGUACUGGGGCCACUCACAUUAACACUAUGUCGGUCAUUAAAUGUUUGUAGGAUUGGUCUCUCACAGGGUGUUUAUGAACAUCUGACCAUCUAAGGCUCCAAUUGUGCAAAGAGUUAUGCAUAUGCAUAACUUCAUGCACUGAGUAGUCUCGAAGAAACUACUCACAGUACAUAAAGUUAAGCACAUUCCUAAGUUUUUGCAGGGUUGGGGCCCAACUCAAUAUUGGUCAAAUAAAGUUACUUGCGUCUUAGGUUAAUCUGUUCCAUAUGGUAACCUGAUAAUUGUACAGUUUGGGACUUAUUGGGACAUUCUUUCAACAUGGACAGUGCGGACUGUUGCAAAUUAAAUACGGUAGCAUUUUACAAAAUUGAUCUUUUAAUCUCUGGUGUAUAUUUGCCUUCUAGCUGAUACUUUCAUGAUCUGCUCGUCCAAUUGAUACCCCUUACUACUGUUCAGACUUUUUAAUCAAUUAUUAUUAUAUUUAUCCCACCAUGAAAAAAUAUAGAAAAUAAAUGGAUUUGCUCCAAGCAGUACAACAUUUCUUAUGCUAAAACUGUUGUCCCGCACUUGAAUUACUAAAGUUUGUAAUUCCAUAAGUUCCUGAAUGUGCAAUGACUCAGGUCUAUUAACCACCAUUGCAUUGAUGACAUAUAUGGGCAAUGGUGCUGUAAUUAUAGUGUUGCUGAUCAUGAUUCUUUACUAAUAUUGAAUUUAAGGAUGUCUCAGAAUUUCUAAUACAAAC